Boeremia exigua is the source of this 1915-nucleotide messenger RNA. Its product is annotated as multicopper oxidase. Gene Ontology annotation, molecular function: oxidoreductase activity; copper ion binding. NCBI's taxonomy places the organism in Eukaryota, Fungi, Ascomycota, Dothideomycetes, Pleosporales, Didymellaceae. The coding region runs from base 55 to 1755 and encodes 566 amino acids. The record is from RefSeq and is a predicted model, not a curated record. The transcript is spliced from 4 exons.
CACUCAUUCCGAUCAUCAACUCAGUUGACUACAUUCUUUCAAGAGUCGUUCACUAUGUCGUUUCGUCAUCUCUUUACUGCUGCAGCUCUGCUCAGCGCAGCGCAGGCUCACCCUUCCACCUCGCACCACUCACACCCUCAUCUUCUGUCAAGCAGAGAUGUUUGCUCUGGAAACACUGCGUCCACUCGUUCAGAGUGGUGCGAUUACUCAGUUGAUACUGAUUACCUCACUGAGGUUCCCGACACUGGAGUCACCAAGGAGUACUGGUUGACUCUUGAUGAGGUAACUGUAGCUCCCGACGGUGUCUCGCGCUCGGCAAUGACUGUCAAUGGGACCAUCCCUGGCCCAACUCUGUUUGCAGAUUGGGGUGACACAGUCACAGUCCACGUCAAAAACAACCUGGUUAAUUCUCAGAAUGGCACCAGUCUUCAUUGGCAUGGCAUUCGUCAAAAUUACACCAAUGAUCAAGACGGCGUUGUGUCAAUCACGCAAUGUGCCACUGCCCCUGACGAUACCACCACAUACACAUGGCGUGCAACUCAGUACGGCAGCACCUGGUAUCAUUCUCACUUUGCACUCCAGGCCUGGCAAGGCAUCUUUGGUGGUCUUGUCAUCAACGGUCCUGCUACAGCCAACUACGACGAAGAUCUGGGUAUGCUCUUCUUGUUUGACUGGGAUCACCAGACCGUCGACGAGCUUUAUCCCGAAGCAGAAAGCUCUGGACCUCCGGAGCUCGAUAACGCCCUGAUUAAUGGCACGAACAUAUUCGAAGACGGUGGUUACCGUUUCAACACCUCUUUUGUCUCCGGCACCUCGUACCGCAUACGACUUGUCAACACUGCUAUUGAUACGCACUUCAAGUUCAUGAUCGACAACCACACCAUGACAGUCAUCGCUGCCGAUCUUGUUCCAAUCACACCUUAUGAAACCACUGUUCUCAGCAUCGGCAUGGCUCAACGUUACGAUAUCAUUGUCACUGCAGACCAAGCCAGUGUUGCAGACAACUUCUGGCUGCGCGCCAUUCCUCAAUCCGCGUGCUCAGAGAACAGCAAUUCGGAUAACGUUCGCGGAAUCAUCUAUUACGGCGACUCCCCUUCAACACCAACCACUGAAGCUUACUCCUACGACGACAACUGCGACGAUGAGACAGACAACCUCGUGCCCCAUGUCAGCAAGACCGUUGGGACCGAAUCGAGUACCAACUUGGAGGUUGCAACAGUCGGUUUCAACUCCGAGAGCCUAUUCCGCUGGUACCUGAACAGCACUACGAUGAUUGUGGAGUGGGGAUACCCAACGCUCGAGCAGAUCGUGACCGGCAACACAUCCUACGCGACAUCGAACGCCGUUCUGGAGUUGCCUGACGCUAAUGUAUGGACAUAUCUGGUCAUCCAGACGACGCUUCCCGUGACUCACCCAAUACAUCUGCACGGCCACGACUUCUUCGUCCUCGCGCAGGGCACGGGAACUUAUGAUUCAUCCGUAUCGCUUAAGCUGGAUAACCCGAUUCGCAGAGACACGGCCAUGUUGCCUGCCAGUGGUUACUUGGUCCUCGGCUUCGAGACUGAUAACCCCGGCGCGUGGCUCAUGCAUUGCCACAUCGGCUGGCACACGACUGAAGGCUUUGCGCUGCAGUUCAUUGAGCGGAUUGAUGAGAUUGCGGGAAUCACGAACCAGACGCGGUUGGAAGAGACCUGCGACAACUGGAACAGCCACGCGACGACCGCGCAGAUUGAACAGACUGACUCUGGUGUGUAAGUUGGAUAUCAGGACUGUGUUGUGGGUCAGCGGAGUUUCCAGCAUGUUCUUGGAGCGAUGUUGCGAGCUUGUGUUUUGGCGUUGUAUCUCAUUCAAUCUACACUCUUUCCUUCGGCCUAGCAAACAAUGACAAUCUUCUCUUGCACUUGCUCUCACAAUU